CCUCUUUUUGUGGUGCUCAUCCCACUGCUGCAAAGAAGAAAUCGAUGAUGACGAAAAGCACAAAUUAUGUCAUUAUGGCAUUGCCUUUUUCAGAACACAUGAAGUGGGGAGGGAUUUUACGCUCCCACUUUCUUCUUUUUCUCUUAUCUUUAUUACCCUCGGUGGCAGUUAGUAGCGUGCCAGGUUUGGAAUAUGAUUGGGGAACACAACCCAAACUUGUUUGCAUCCCUAUCCCUGCAGAUGUAGACCCUAGUUGUUUCACACCAGGUGAGGCUUCGCAUGGGGCUUCCAAUGGACAUGGGAACGGCCAUGGGAAUGGACAUCAUGGGCCAGUUAGCGGGCCGCCAAGUAGUCACAGCGGCAGCAGUAGUAGUAGCCGACACGGCAUUUCCGAUGAGGCCAAAGCCACCAUCCUUCACCUGAGGGAGAGCCUUGUGCGACAGAAGGAGACCAUCUUGGAUCAGCGAGAGACCAUUCGGGAACUGACGGCAAAACUGACUCUCUGUGAGAGCUUUGGGAGGGGACACCAUGAAGAUCAUCACGGCCCUUCACAACACAACUCCCAGCAUUCCUCACACCACUAUGACGGCCACCAUGCUGAUCCACACUUCCCUUUAAACGGACAUCGCAGUGACCAUCACAGAGGCAAAUCUCCAUAUCUGGGCAAACAUGGCUUCUCACCAGAACAGACAGGAAAAACCCUGCAGGCCCUGAAGGAGAGGCUGGAAAAUCUUCAGGCAAGAAAUUCUUCCAGUUCCUAUUCAAGUUCAUUGAGAGACCUCCUGCAGCGCAAGAUCAACGCACUGGAAGAACAGCUCCAUCAUCACUAUGACAGUCAUUAUGGUCAUCAUGACAGCCAUCACGGAUAUGGUCAUCAUGAGGAUAACCAUGACCAUGAUGACCACCAUAAUAACCACCACAAUAGCCACCAUGAGGACCAUCAUGAUAACCAUGACAGCCACCAGGCAAACCACCACGACGACCAUCACUCCAGUAACCAUCGUAACCACCAUUAUAGUUAUCGCCAUGACCGUCACACCGAACACCAUGAUGAUCACCACGAUGACCACCAUGGCAAUCACCAAGACAAUCAUCAAAGUGGCCAUGAUGAUCAUCAUGACAGCCACCACAACAGCAACCACCAUGAUGAUCAUCAUGAUGAUGGCCAUCAUGGCAAUGGACACCAUGAUGAUGGACACCAUGGAAAUGAUGAUCAUGUUCAUCAUCCACAAACCUCAAUCAAACCACCUGGGUCUAGAGCACCGGUCCGUGGAGCCAUCAACAAACUAGACGCAGUGCUGAGUAACCUUCACCACAAAACUCCAGAACAAGGGCCAAAUAAGAAGCCCAAGAAUCCCGACGCUUUUCAGAUUGGCUUCCCGAUGCGCACCAACUACAUGUAUGGGCGAAUAAAGCGCACCCUUCUGAGCGAGAUCUUCGCCCUCACAGUCUGUCUUUGGUUGAAAGGGGGCUCAGCUCCUGGGAUCGGAACCCCGUUCUCCUACUCUGUCCCGGGCCAGGCCAAUGAGCUUGUCCUGAUUGAAUGGGGCAACAAUCCUAUGGAGCUGCUGGUGAAUGACAAGGCAGUUACUCUUCCUCUUUCUCUGACGGACAGUAAAUGGCACCACCUCUGUAUAACGUGGUCCACACGUGACGGCAUGUGGGAGGCUUAUCUGGACGGUGUGAAAAGGGGCUCUGGAGAGAAUCUGUCUCCGUGGCAUCCCAUUAAACCAGGAGGAGUCUUCAUCCUCGGACAGGAGCAGGACACUCUGGGCGGCCGUUUCGAUGCCACACAGUCUUUCGUAGGCGAGAUGUCGGAUCUGCAGCUGUGGUCACGCAUGCUCACCCCCACCGAGAUCUACAACCAAGCGUCCUGCUCCAGCCACCUCACCGGUGACGUUAUCACCUGGAGCGAGUCCAUGGUGGAACUUCAUGGAGGUGUCACAAAGUAUCCAUUCGACCCUUGUCAUUAGGGAUCUGACCAAACAGAGCCUGAUUCUCCACACCUCUGCUUAACCUGCAGCUGGAAAGGUGGAGAAUUCUGAAUCCAGAUGGAAAGGCUGAAGAGAAGGCCUUGGACUGCAGCCGCUCCUGCAAGAUAAUAGGAUUCCACACAGGUCUACAUAGGCCUCGGGCAUUUAACUAAGCACUUUAUUAGUUUACGUGUCUAAGAGUUACAUACUGCAUAUCGAUAAGCACUUAUGAUGUCAACAGAUUGGUUGAACUCCAUUCCGUGUUUUUGAUUCACUUCCAAACACUAAUGGAAGAACUUCAGUAUGCUAAAAGUGCAAAACAC
Onychostoma macrolepis is the source of this 2296-nucleotide messenger RNA. RefSeq names its product neuronal pentraxin-1. Bases 45 to 1973 code for a protein of 642 amino acids. NCBI's taxonomy places the organism in Eukaryota, Metazoa, Chordata, Actinopteri, Cypriniformes, Cyprinidae. The transcript is spliced from 6 exons. The record is from RefSeq and is a predicted model, not a curated record.